GUCAAAAAGUGACAACAAAAAGAACAAUGGCGUUGACAUUUGUUUAAAUUGUUUGUUUUCUUUUUAUGUAAUAGCUUUCGAAAUUGAAUAAUUCUAAUUCUCCAUCGUGGAAAAAUGUCAAGAGCGAAAUCACGCCAAAGCACAGACAUCUGUGCAGAUUGCAGCUCAUUGGAUCCUUCUUGGGCCUCCGUAAAUAAAGGAAUAUUUUUGUGCAUCGAAUGUUGCAGUAUUCACCGUAGUUUAGGUAGACACAUCUCUCAAGUGAAGUCGAUACAAAAAAGUCACUGGAGUCCUUCACAAUUAUCCAUGGUACAAACUUUAAACAACUUAGGUAUUAAUAAUGUAUGGGAGUACAUGUUAGAAACUAAUUCCAAAUUUGCAAAACGUAAACCUAAUCCCAAAGAUAGUUUGCACACAAAGGCGGAAUUUAUCCGAGCCAAACAUCAACAGUGUGCAUUUGUCGCAAGGCAUACCACCGAAGACGGAUUGUUGUGUGUCGAAAAUGAACUCGGCAAGGAGCUUCACGCUAAUGUUAGAAGUUCAAAUUUAGAAACGUCUCUACGGUUAUUAAUACAAGGCGCCGAUCCCAACUACUUCCACGACGAGAAGGGGUCUACUCCUUUACACGUGGCAGCUAAGGCGAAUCAGCUAAUGCAGUCGGAGUUAUUAAUUACGUACGGCGCAGAUCCAACUUGCCCGGACAGGCAAGGAAAAACCCCAAUCGACUAUGCCAAACAGCAAAUUGUACAGGACUUGGCGAAUAGAUUGAUCGAAUGCCAAUACGAUGUCACCGACAAAUUCAGUUACUACCUCUGCCACCGUAAGCCGGAUCACGAGAAGGGCGUUCACUUUCUAAUUCCACAGGCCAGCACGAAAUGUGACCAGCAGGCCAUGUCAAAAUUGAGAAAGUUGUCAAAUAGUUCAUUUGAAGAGCUCGUCAUGGAUGUAUAUGAUGAGGUCGAAAGAAGAGAAACGGAAGCAAUUUGGUUGAGCAGCGCCGACACGGUCGAAUUAAAUCCGAAUGCUGUACCAUUUCUUCCUGUCGAUCCGUCGUUGUCGACAACCCGAAAUCAAGGACGACAAAAGCUGGGUCGUUUCACGACGCCCGAACUGAAGGGCUUAGUUUACGAUAUCCUACUUGAUACGCAGAGGCGACAGCAGAGUGCUGAUAAGGGUUCCUUCACGACCUCGUCUAGACAAUUUUCGCAGGUUUCCGAUGACGAGCCGCUGUACGAUUCGGUCGCGUCCGACGAGGAUUACGCUCACGUAAAUUUGGACGAGGAUAAAAAAGGCGGCGACGGGGACGCGGAAACUACGAGGCUGUACUCGCUUGCCAAGAAGCUUCAAGAUUCAGACAGCACAAUAUCCGAUCUUAAAGCUGAAGUUAGUACGCUUAAAACAUUAGUGGAUCAUUUAAGUUGUGAAAAUCAAGAAUUAAAGGCGCGACUGUCAAAUACGGAUUCAUUUCAAUCGCGGAAAUUAAAUGGUGACUCGCAGUCACUGGAAGGAUUUCUUAUUGGCAAUUCGAGAGAGAGUGAAAACAUUACUAUCGUCAACGGGCAAGUUGGCGAGGCAGAUUUCAGGCAGCAUCGCAGAGGGCAGCGACCGUCGAGCAUGUACGAGACACGCGAAGGACUCAAAACACCUAACUGGCAGGUUUUAAAAAAUCAGGUUAAGCAGAAUGAGCACUCGCGGGGGACUACGCACAGUAUGUAUGCAGGUCCGAAAAAUCAGACGUUAAUGGUGUGCACAGAGAAUGUAACGAAAGGAAUACAGCAAUUGUGGUUGUGUAUUCAGGGGCCUAAUCGAGAGGACUGCUUAAGGUGUGCCGAUGAAAUUAAGCACGCCGUAACUCAGUUGACAGCAGCAGUUUCUAUGGUGAACGAUGGGGAAGUUACCAGACGAUUGCUGGACAGCGUCGCUCGAUUGAUGAACGAAUGCACUUCAUUGCAACUCUGCAGUAAGAAUGGUGAUACUCAAAAGGUUGAAUAUUAUUUACACCAAGUCCGUCUAUGCGCUUACGAAAUAGCAAAAGACACAAAGGUUUUAGUAACGCAAUAUUCUGCUCAUUGACUUUCUUUGAUGCUUUUUUUACACUUUUGUGCAAUAAUAAUGUGGUAUUUUUGAUUCAAGAAAGGGAAAUUUUUACCACUUGUUACUUUGAGCAAUAAUAUUAAGACAGACUUUUUAUCUCUCGACCUAGGUGGAAUUAAUCUUUUUCAAAUUGACUAUUUAAUUGUUGCAAUACUUGAAUAAUUUG
Molecule: messenger RNA, 2260 nt
Organism: Photinus pyralis (common eastern firefly)
Lineage: Eukaryota; Metazoa; Arthropoda; Insecta; Coleoptera; Lampyridae
Gene: Git
Product: ARF GTPase-activating protein GIT2
Exons: 11
Coding region: 115-2073 (652 amino acids)
Biological process (GO): brain development; regulation of ARF protein signal transduction
Molecular function (GO): GTPase activator activity; protein binding
Source: RefSeq, a predicted model, not a curated record